AUGAACACUGUCCAGGACACCGUCAACAUCAACAUGCCCGAGACGCCUCCGUCUUCGCCCAAUUUAUCUUCCAGGACGGCGCUCAUCUCCAGACCUCCUACUUGGAGACUCUCAAGUCUUGAAAGCAUUCUGGAAUACAAAGAAGCUGUCGGCCAAGAAAAGAAGGCUGCUUCGUCGAUCACGUCGAGCGAGAUCAGUCCAUCUGAGCAAGCUACCGCCAAUGUCUCACAGCGUCGACGUUUCCGGUCCACUGCUGCCGAAGUAGCAUUCUGCUUCUCCAUGGCAUUGACCCAAUUACUUGCAGAGUACAUGAUCACUGGCUUUGCAGUCAUACUUCCAACAUUACUGUCACGCUUCUCGAACGAAACAACGUCUGACUUCUGGCCUGCCACUAUUCUGUCACUCGUGCUAUGCGCCGCUCUAUGCUCAACAGCUCGUCUCUCCGAUAUGUACGGCGGCUACCCUGUCUUCAUGCUUGCCGUACUCUGGUUCUGUAUCUGGUGUGUGGUCGCUGGCUUCAGUACAUCACUCGUUCUUCUCGACGUCUGUCGAGCCAUGCAAGGCUUGGCUAUCGCUGCAUACACACCAAGUAGCUUCGCCUUGUUUGGCUGCAUCUAUCCAACUGGUCCUCGCAGAAACACGGUGUUGGGUAUAUACGGAGCGAGCUCUCCUCUCGGCUUCUUUGCUGGCAUCUACGUCUCUGCUGCACUCCCAGCCGAUCAGUGGAGCUGGUACUUCUGGAUUGCAGCAAUCGUUGCUUUAGUGGCUUUGGUCGCUGCUUAUCUCUCAGUACCAUCAGACCGUGCUGAUAGGUCAGCGCUCAAGCAGACUAUGGACUGGAACGGUGCUGUUACUAUCACAUCUGGUCUCAUCCUCGUCGCAUACGCACUCGCCGCUAGUGCCAGCACGCCGCAUGCCUGGCAGACUGCGGGUAUCUUGGCUCCUUUCAUCAUCGGUCUUGCAUGCCUGGCAUGUGCUGUCUACAUCGAGCUCAAGCUGGCAGUGUGCCCACUCUUACCACGCGCAUUCUUCUCACCCAAGUCUGUCAAACCACUUAUGAUAGCAUGUAUCUUCUUCUAUGGUAGCUUCGGCACAUGGCUCUUUACUACCACCAAUCAUCUACGCCUUGCUUACGGUGUUACUGGACUUCGAUUGGCAGCCUGGUUCGCGCCAAUGGCUGUUGGUGGCUUCCUCUGCGCCGUGGGCGGUAGCAGUAUCCUGCACAUCACCUCGCCAAACUUUGUCCUGUUCGUCUCAGGUGUAGCUUGGGUGGCAGCUCCCCUCCUUUUGGCAUUCGGAGAUGCAUCGAUGGGCUACUGGCCCUUUGUCUUUCCAGCCAUGGCAUGUUCAACACUAGGCAUUGACAUGACAUAUACCAUUGCCAAUGUCGUGCUUUCGAGUGUUUCGCCGCUGCAAUGGCAAGGUCUCGCAGGAGCAGUCAACAGCACAACAGUCAACCUCGGGAUUGCCUUCUCAUUGGCCAUCACUCAAAUCAUCCAGACCAGGUCAGAAGGCGGUGAUCCGAGACUAGAGGAUCAACUUCGGGGUCAUCGCAAUUGCUUCUUAUUCGCGGCAGCGAGUGCAGCCAUUGGGUUGGCAGUCGCAGUCGUAGCAAUCAGAAUUCCGCGUGAAGUCGUGAGAUCAGAGGAAAAGGAUGACGAGUCUCACGGCGCGAGCGAAGAAGUGUCAGUAGAUGAUCGCUCGAGGCGGUGGUCAAGUCAGGACCAAUUUGAUGUUUGA
This is a messenger RNA of Aureobasidium subglaciale EXF-2481, 1740 nucleotides long. RefSeq lists its product as uncharacterized. Gene Ontology annotation, cellular component: membrane. The transcript is spliced from 2 exons. Lineage: Eukaryota; Fungi; Ascomycota; Dothideomycetes; Dothideales; Saccotheciaceae. The record is from RefSeq and is a predicted model, not a curated record. Gene Ontology annotation, molecular function: transmembrane transporter activity. Gene Ontology annotation, biological process: transmembrane transport. The coding region runs from base 1 to 1740 and encodes 579 amino acids.